UUUAUUGCACUUCCUGACAGCGGCGUCUGUUUCGAAGUGUUUUAGGUGCUUGAAACAUUUUCCGAGAAUCGGUGCGAAGUUGAGUUUUCUUUAAUACAAAAAUGCGUGAAAUUGUUCAUGUUCAAGCUGGCCAAUGUGGUAACCAGAUAGGAGCCAAGUUCUGGGAAGUUAUUUCGGAUGAACAUGGAAUUGAUCCAACCGGUUCAUACCACGGUGAUUCAGACUUACAGUUGGAAAGAAUAAAUGUAUAUUACAAUGAAGCAUCAGGCGGAAAAUACGUGCCGAGAGCAAUUCUUCUGGAUCUGGAGCCUGGCACAAUGGACUCUGUCAGAUCUGGUCCCUUUGGACAGCUUUUCAGGCCAGAUAAUUUUAUCUUUGGUCAAAGUGGGGCUGGAAAUAAUUGGGCUAAAGGUCAUUACACAGAAGGAGCUGAACUCGUAGACACUGUGCUGGACGUUGUGCGAAAAGAAGCUGAAAGCUGUGAUUGUUUACAAGGAUUCCAGUUAGCUCAUUCAUUAGGAGGUGGUACUGGAUCUGGUAUGGGUACACUGCUGAUUUCUAAAAUUCGAGAAGAAUAUCCUGACAGAAUAAUGAACACAUUCAGCGUCAUGCCCUCUCCUAAGGUCUCUGAUACUGUUGUAGAGCCAUACAAUGCAACUCUCUCAGUUCAUCAGUUGGUAGAAAAUACUGAUGAAACAUACUGCAUUGAUAAUGAGGCACUGUACGACAUUUGCUUCCGUACACUUAAACUCACUACUCCAACAUACGGAGAUCUUAACCAUCUUGUAUCUGUUACAAUGUCAGGAGUAACAACCUGUUUGAGGUUUCCUGGUCAGCUGAAUGCUGAUCUCCGUAAGCUUGCUGUCAACAUGGUACCUUUCCCUCGACUUCAUUUCUUUAUGCCUGGUUUUGCUCCACUAACCUCUCGAGGUAGCCAACAAUACAGAGCUCUCUCUGUCCCAGAACUCACUCAGCAGAUGUUUGAUGCUAAAAAUAUGAUGGCUGCUUGUGAUCCAAGGCAUGGAAGGUACUUGACUGUUGCUACCAUUUUCAGAGGCCGAAUGAGUAUGAAAGAAGUAGAUGAACAGAUGCUCAAUGUUCAAAACAAAAACAGCAGUUACUUCGUAGAAUGGAUUCCAAACAAUGUAAAAACUGCAGUAUGUGAUAUUCCUCCUCGAGGACUGAAAAUGUCAGCAACUUUCAUUGGAAACAGUACUGCAAUUCAGGAAUUGUUUAAGAGGAUAUCUGAACAAUUUACUGCCAUGUUCCGUCGAAAAGCUUUCUUGCAUUGGUACACAGGAGAAGGCAUGGAUGAAAUGGAGUUUACAGAGGCAGAAUCAAACAUGAAUGAUCUCAUCUCAGAAUAUCAGCAAUAUCAAGAAGCUACUGCUGAUGAUGAAGGAGAUUUUGAAGAUGAAGAACAGCCUGUUGCUGAUUAAACAGCUUUUUCUAAAGAUCUCUAAACAUGUAUUUAACAAAGCAGUUUUCUUCCAAAGAUUUAAAUAAGUUUAUCUGCAUUUGUUACUUAACAAAAACAAGGUUCUUUCUGAAUCUGCCUUUUUUAUUAACAGUAUUAUGUUACAAUAAAUUUGCUUUUUCAAAAAA
This is a messenger RNA of Stegodyphus dumicola, 1605 nucleotides long. Its product is annotated as tubulin beta-2 chain-like. NCBI's taxonomy places the organism in Eukaryota, Metazoa, Arthropoda, Arachnida, Araneae, Eresidae. Gene Ontology annotation, molecular function: GTPase activity; GTP binding; structural constituent of cytoskeleton. Gene Ontology annotation, biological process: microtubule-based process. Gene Ontology annotation, cellular component: microtubule. The record is from RefSeq and is a predicted model, not a curated record.